AGAGUUAAGGGUGAAGAGUGAACACAGAACCGCAUAGGCGCAUAGUGAUGGAAAUGGUAAGUGUUCACUCAGUAGUUGCGUUUCUGCAUUCACAAACACACGUUGAAAGGCUCAACAGUAGAGUUUUCUUCCCCUCCACAAGAGUCACAACUCCAAGGAAGGUGAAGGUGAAGGUCCCACUUCCUCGUUAUCAUCAUCCAAAUCGCAUAAGCAACGGUGGUUGGAGUAAUAGAACACGUGUCAUCAUAAACUCCACUUCUGCUACUACCGCUACUUCCACAGUAAUUUAUGAUGCUGAGGUGGAAAAGAUAAAGCAGAAGUGCCUUACAUGGCUAUGGAAGGGACAGUAUUCCAUCAACUACUUUGUUUCUUCUGAUGCAGAUGAUUCUCCUCAGCAGUUACACGCCAACCACCCUCCUUUGUUACUUGUUCAUGGCUUCGGUGCUUCCAUUCUUCACUGGCGCAGGAAUGUCAGGACACUGGCCCAGAAUUAUACUGUUUAUGCUAUUGAUCUUCUUGGUUUUGGGGCUUCCGAUAAGCCUCCAGGAUUUCAAUAUAACAUGGAAACAUGGGCUCAGUUGAUUUUGGACUUCUUGAAUGAAGUUAUUCAGAAGCCAACUGUGCUAAUAGGAAACUCUGUUGGAAGUCUUGCUUGUCUCAUUGCUGCCUCAGAUUCAAGUCAAACACUUGUCAAAGGAAUUGUGCUGUUAAAUUGUGCUGGUGGCAUGAACAACAAAGCAAUUGUUGAUGACUGGAGGAUCAAGUUACUAUUACCCUUGCUUUGGCUGUUUGAUUUUUUAUUGAAGCAAAAGAGAAUUGCCUCAGCAAUUUUCGAGCGUGUUAAACAGAGAGAGAACUUAAGAAACGUUUUGAAUUCAGUGUACGGAAAUAAGGAGUCUGUGGAUGAAGAAUUGGUGGAGAUCAUUAGGGAACCAGCAGAUGAUCCAGGAGCCUUAGAUGCAUUUGUAUCCAUUGUAACGGGGCCACCAGGGCCUAAUCCGGUGCAGUUGAUGCCAAAAAUUUCCUUGCCUGUUUUACUUUUAUGGGGGGAUCAAGAUCCUUUUACUCCAAUUGAUGGACCUGUUGGCAAGUACUUUUCUUCAUUGCCUUCUCAUCAAGAAAAUGUUAAACUCUUCUUACUUGAAGGGGUUGGACAUUGUCCCCAUGAUGACAGGCCUGACUUAGUACAUGAAAAAUUGCUUCCCUGGCUGGCAAGUCUUUCAAAUUCAUAACACACUGUGAAUUACUCACAAGCUGCAACGGUUGUUGGAACCUUUCAUUGUUUAAUCAGUGACUCCCUCAUCUAUAAUUUCCACAUACAUUCCUUUUGUAUAGAUUAUGAUCAUAUUUUUACUUGUAUUCAUAUAUGCACCACCAAUGUCCAAUUGUCUUAGAAUAUAGAUUAUGUUCAAAAUGCAUUGAAUCAAGGUUAUAAUGUGGUCUGUAAAAGUUGAGAUGCCGUAUCAAACUGGAUAGAAAAUAUGAUUGAAAGAAAAAACAUUAUAUUAUUUCACUAUGUUUGAGAUAGCACAAAUGGGCUGUUCAUGUACAGAAUCGAUCAUCUUCAAAGUACGGAUAUCCUGGAUCUGACACAAUUUGGGAUAGAAAAUAGGCUUACAUUGCAGCUGAUUAGUGAGCUUGGAAAUAAAAAUAAGAUUG
This is a messenger RNA of Abrus precatorius (Indian licorice), 1659 nucleotides long. Its product is annotated as pheophytinase, chloroplastic. The transcript has 6 exons. The record is from RefSeq and is a predicted model, not a curated record. Bases 48 to 1232 code for a protein of 394 amino acids. Gene Ontology annotation, molecular function: chlorophyllase activity. Lineage: Eukaryota; Viridiplantae; Streptophyta; Magnoliopsida; Fabales; Fabaceae. Gene Ontology annotation, cellular component: chloroplast. Gene Ontology annotation, biological process: chlorophyll metabolic process.